Cylicocyclus nassatus is the source of this 1275-nucleotide messenger RNA. Lineage: Eukaryota; Metazoa; Nematoda; Chromadorea; Rhabditida; Strongylidae. The record is from the annotation of a GenBank genome assembly.
AUGAUAAAUUUUUGCAUCUUUAUCGUCGCUACGGGAUUUGUCCUUUCUCGGCAAGUAAUCAAUGAGUUAUCGCAAGCACCAAGCGAUGAGUACACAAAAAACCACGAAUGGACAAAAAUCGCAAUACAACGGAUGUGGCAAGAGCGAGAGAAAAUGUCACACACGCCGCUAUUCAAAUUCAAUUAUGCGGGCCAGCCAAAUGUAGAUAUAAUAUUCAAAAACGAAUCCGCAUCAAGGACGGGGUCUGUAAAGCAUCGCUACACAUGGUGUCUUAUGAUGUGGGCACUUAUAGAAGGGCAUGUUAAGAACGGAACUACCGUAUACGAAGCAUCAUCCGGAAAUACAGCCGCAUCACUUGGCUACAUGUGCCAGUUACUACACAUACCAUUAACAGCCAUAGUUCCUGACACUAUAGAGGAUAUCAAAGCGAGACAUAUCGAAGAAUAUGGUGGCAAAGUUAUGAAAGUUCCACUGCGAGAAAGGUUGAUCCGAGCGCGGCAGAUGGCAGAAGAUAACGGUGGAUUUUUUAUGAACCAAUUCGGUAAUGCCGACAAAGCUGAAGAUUUCCAUGAAAGCGGAAACUUCCCACUCGAGUCAGUGAAUUUGUUUCAUGAGAUGCUCAUGCAAUUAAAAGCCGACAACACUCAAGAAGUGAAAGUUCCGCACUAUUUCGUGCAUUCAGCUGGAACAGGCGGUACAAUUUCUUCAGUUGGACGAUAUGUGAAAAAAUACGAACUCAGCACUGAAGUAGUACUCGCCGACACACAAUUUUCAGUUUAUUAUGACUAUGUUAUGCACGAUAGGUUCAAGAACGAAUCCGGUGCCAGCCUAUGGGUGGAACCAGGAAUGGCAGGUAUUGGCUAUGGACCAAUGGGAAUGGCAAGAAAAGGCGAAACAACAAGUAUGGAUGGUGCUGUAAUCGAUAGAGUGAUCAAAAUUCCUGAUAUCGCUGCCACGGCAGCCAUGCGGGUACUACGAGGUCAGGGAGUUUCUGGUGGCACCAGCACUGGGGUAGAUUUCCUUACCUCGCUGCAUAUCGCAUCUACAGCAACAAAGCCGGGAAAAGGACGAUUGACUAUAGCAACAAUUCUAGCUGAUCCAGGUCAUAAUUACGACACAACUUAUUACAAUCGGGAAUGGAUAGCGCGGAAGUUUGCCACGCAUGGUGGACUUAAAGCGUACGACUGCUGGCAUUCCGUGAUCUCAAAAUGUCUCGCCUCAGGCGAAGACCCACUAUUUCUCGGGAACAAACGAUGUCCUAAUGGAGUAUUCUGA